GUUAGCUAUGAUGGAGAACUUCAAAAGCACCCACAGCUGGAAGCUGAUUUGACAGCAGUGAGAGAGAUCUAUGGACCUAAUGCAGUAUCCCUCAGGGAAUAUGGAACUAUUGAUGAUGUGGAUAUUGAUCUGCGUAUUGAUGUUAGCUUUCUUGAUGAAGAGAUUGCUGUGUCUUGGAAUGUAAUUCGCACAGAACCUAUAAUAGUGCGAUUGCACUGUUCACUUACACAGUAUUUAAAUGGUCCAGUGCCAACUGUGGAUGUAUUUCAGAUCUCUACUAAGGAAAGAUUUGGGCUGGGACAUCAGCUAAAAAAAAUCAUGCAGACAUUUGUUACACAACAGUGGAAGAACAGCAAAGAGAAAUCUAAUUGUACACACAAUAAGGAGUCUGACAAAAAGGUGAAAUCCCCUCUGCACAUCUUUUCUACAUUGCGCAGGUCACCAAGUUAUCCUCCACCUGGUUGUGGUAAAAAUAAAUCAAAACUGAAGUCAGAACAGGAUAGGAUCUCCAAAACUCACAAGCUACUGAGAAAAUCUCACAGAACCUUCGACUGCUCGUUGCUGAGUGAUGCUAGGGCAGAACAGACAAUAGCUAUUAAAUCACACAAACUGUUGAACCGUUCUUGCUCUUCAGUUGUCAAGCAGGAGGAGUGCAUCACUUUAAAGCCACAUAUGCUAUUAAGUAGGUCAUGUUCUGAGGACCCUCAAUGUGAACACAACAGCACUUUGAAGCCCCACAAAUUUUUAAGCAGGUCCCACUCCAGUAAUCUUAGAAUGGAAGAAUUGGAUGGAUUGAAGAACCACAAAUUACUCAGUAAGACUUACUCUAAUGCCCCUAAAUCAUCCAAAAUGAAGCCUUUGAAAGAGUUCACCACAGCAGAGGGCAGGAGUCUCUCUCUUACCUCAGGGCUUAUUGGGACAUUAACAUCAUCUUCAUCAUCUCCUUCACAAAUUGUUCAAAAUUAUGGUGCAAAAUGCAUUUUGGUACAAGACCGUGGCUUUCUUGUGCAGACAAUUGAAUUUGCUGAGCAGCGGAUACCGGUAUUGAAUGAAUACUGUGUAGUCUGUGAUGAACCCCAUGUGUUCCAGAAUGGCCCUAUGCUGAGGCCAGUCCAUGAUCACUUCAAAGAUUCCUGGAAGACUGGCAUUUCCGAUUCAAGCUCAUUGUGUGAUCAAUUUUUCUCCACCAUGAAUAAAUCUCUCGUGGGGAACCUCCAACAGGAAAAUGUGAUGCCCAUCUACAAGAAAGGUCAGAAGGAAGAUCUGGGGAACUACAGGCCUGUCAACCUGACCUCAGUCCUGGGGAAGGUCAUGGAGCAGAUCAUCUUGAGUGCCAUCAUGUGA
This is a messenger RNA of Myiozetetes cayanensis, 1344 nucleotides long. RefSeq names its product protein mono-ADP-ribosyltransferase PARP8-like. Gene Ontology annotation, cellular component: membrane; nuclear envelope; endoplasmic reticulum tubular network. Lineage: Eukaryota; Metazoa; Chordata; Aves; Passeriformes; Tyrannidae. Gene Ontology annotation, biological process: endoplasmic reticulum unfolded protein response. Gene Ontology annotation, molecular function: kinase binding; protein serine/threonine kinase activator activity; NAD+ poly-ADP-ribosyltransferase activity. The record is from RefSeq and is a predicted model, not a curated record. The transcript has 10 exons. The annotation marks the transcript as partial.